Molecule: messenger RNA, 4063 nt
Organism: Trichoderma asperellum CBS 433.97
Lineage: Eukaryota; Fungi; Ascomycota; Sordariomycetes; Hypocreales; Hypocreaceae
Source: RefSeq, a predicted model, not a curated record
UUCAUUACCUCUAAAUUCCUCUUUUGCCCGUCUUCGCAUGCUGAUGUGCCAGAAAUGCGCCAGAAAUGCCUCUCCCUCGUCCGGUAUCUGCCGCUGCGAGGCAAACAAUAAAAGCUGCUUUUGAUGAUCUUGAUCGGACAAUUACCCCGGCAGACUCCCGUGACUUUCGUGCUACAACCCUUCAGAAUGUACGGGAUGCAGCGCUCGAAAUCGAGAGGCAGCUUGCUGCGCGAGGGUCGCUUCGCAAUAUGCGUCGCCUCAUGCCUCUGUUCAAAGGAAUAGAGCAUUAUUCAAAAGUGAUGGAUGUUUUAUGCAACGGUACCCCGUAUCUACCGUGGAUAUGGGCACCGAUUACACUGAUUUUGCGAGUCGCUUCGGAACACGUAGAAGCUUUUGAACAGAUUAUCAAGGGCUACGCCCAGUUAGCCGAAUCUCUUGUAAGAUUCGAGGUGUUGGAUUGUGCCUUUAAAGACAACCCCGACUUUCAACAGACCUUGGCCGUCUUCUAUGCCGACAUUCUUCAAUUUCAUAGACAUGCCUACAAGUUUGUUCGACGAAGUGGUUGGAAGCUACUGUUCCUUACGUCUUGGGGCCGAUUUCAGCGACGAUUUGACAACAUCAUGGAAGACAUGGGACGACACGGAGAUUUGAUUGACAAGGAAGCAAACGCUCGCAAUAUUGCUGAAGCACGAGAAAUGCGUCGCGAUAUCCGCCUUUGGAGAGAACAGAAUGACGAGAGAGUGAAAAGCUUCGAAGAGGAACAAGCUGCCAAGCAGUAUCAGUCCAUUAUGGCGUGGAUGAAUAUCGAUGAGUCGGAUCAAUUGGCCAUAAUGGAAUCAAUCAUGGCAGAAGGACGCAACUAUCCAGGCACAUGCGCAUGGAUAUUGAAAAAUCCAAAAGUCAGCUCUUGGCUCCAGAAAAGGUCAGAAUCGCCAAUCCUCUGGUUACAGGGUACGCCUGGAUCUGGAAAGAGUGUGAUAUCCACGCAACUCGUCACUUUCAUGCAGACGGCUAAAAUGUUUGUCAUGUAUCACUUCUGCACUUAUUUAUACAUGUCAUCUACCAUAUACGAGCAAAUAUUGAGAUCACUGCUUAUGCAACUGCUGCGAAAAGAUGGCGACCUAGUCGCCCAUGUCCAUGAAGAAUUUGUUCUCGGGAAGAAGUCUCCAACAGUCUCUGCUCUCGAACGGCUUUUACAGCUUCUUUUCAAAAGCGUAUCUAACGAGCCGUCUCAAACAGAAUACCUUUGGAUUAUUCUAGAUGGAUUAGAUGAAUGCGAGCCGGACAAGCAGGCCCGUGUCAUAAGCUUGAUGAAUCAGGUUACAUCCCAUAGGUCCUCCUCGUCUGGCAAAGCGUUUUGUAAAGUUCUCAUAUCAAGCCGUUCUUCGACGACGUUAUCAAAAUGGCUGCGCAAAAAGCAGGUGGUUUCCCUCAGCGAGGAGAAGCAUUGCCUAGAGGGAGCAAUCCGGCUGUAUGCGGCACAAAGAUUGCAAGCGCUGGAGCAGAGAUUCCGCCAACUCGAUAUUGCGCCAGGAGAAUUGGACGAUGUCGAACUCCAAAUUGCAAAGAAGGCAGACGGGAUGUUUCUUUACGCUCGACUCGUUCUAGAUUACCUCUCUACGAAUGUAUUUUACAACUGCGACGAAAUUAAAGCUUCCGUCAAUCAGCUUCCGGAGAAAAUUAAUGAUUUCUAUCGGAAAAUAUUGACUCAAGUGCUUAUUCAUUUGGAUUCUCGAUCCGUCAAUAGAAUCAAGUGUGUGCUUGGCUGGAUUGCCUUCGCCAAACGCCCGUUGAAAAGACUCGAAUUUCUGUCUGCAGUCACUUUUAGCUCUGGGGAUCCGAAUGUUGCCCAUGUCGCCCCUCAAUACAUUUUGGAUAUCUGUGCACCGCUCAUAGAUGAGAGGCAUGAUACGACCUUGACCUUUAUACACGUCUCUGUGAAAGAGUUUCUUCAAACUUCCUCUUGCAGUGUGACCAUUCAUGAACAAGAAGCGCUUCAAGAACACGGAGUAGCUGCUGUUACUUGUCUCCUUUCCGGGUUAGAGGUAUUCAACACAACAUACGAUGAACAGACAAGAUAUCAUCGGGUAGUCAAGGGUCUGCAUGGCUUGCAUGUUUAUGCUACCGAGUAUUGGACGGAAUAUCUGCUCUCUCGUGCAAAAUACGCCAGUGGACUGGAAGCAAGUUCAGUCUUAUUUCGCCUAGCUUGUCAAAUAGCAGAUAAGCUCAAUGAGACAGCCGAUUUAACGAGGAUCAAACAAAUCGAGAUACAACCAAUCGUACAGGAUGAACGAUUAGCGUAUUUGCAACAACAUCCAAUUCUAUGCGAACGGGUUAGAGCAGCUUUAGACGCCAGAUCAAUCAACCAGUUGGAAUACGAGCUUCUACAAGUACCCGGAACGCAGAUUUUACCUGCUUCAGACGGUAUAUCAGCAAUGCUCGCGAUAUACCAAGAGACUGUCAAGUCGAUACUCGAUCAAAGUGACCAUCCGGGAAUAUCCGCCCAAGAGUUAGAAUUGUUCAAGAGCCAGUUUGGAACGUCUGCAUUCACCUGUCGGCUCAAAUCGUGUCCUCGAGCGACAUUGGGUUUCGAGACGGAAAAAUUUCGCCUUGAGCAUGAAAUGACCCACGUGCGAAAAUUCAGAUGCACCUUUCCAGAUUGCCAUUUUCCGCCUUUUGUAUCGGCACAAGCUCUAAAAAAUCACGUCAAUAAAUAUCACACCCCAAGUCCGGCACCGAAAUCCAUACGCGAUAUCCAGACACCAGCACCGAGAGGAGUUCGAAGUGUUCACGAUGAAGAGGGUGAUGGGCCCAUGCACAAGCGACGGAAGAAGAACUCACCGAGAGUUGACUCCUCACAUCUACCUAUUGAUCCUCCUCCCAGCAUUCGUCAGCGAUUUAUUGACAAUAAUUUUUAUGUCCCACGCCAUGGGCCUUAUACUGUCUCCCACGAGGCCACUGAGAAGACAAGCAACUUAUCGCCAGCAGCCCACCCGAGUUAUCUUGAAGCGCCGCCAUCGAAGCGAGACUUUUCGCCAGAGCGUUGGCGAGGUUCUUCAAAAAAGGCCUUGGAUGAAGCUUUACGGCUCCAGAACGACCCCAAGGAGCGGAUAGCCUCGUCACUUGUUUCCCCCAUACCUCCGAUUGGGCAGCCGUUGGAGAUGUCGCAAACGGAUCAAAGGGAUUUCAUACAAAGUGGUCCUCAAAAUACAGAAAAUAAGCUGACGAGGCUACCUAGUCUGCGAGAUCUUAUUCCAAGCAGCGAACUGGAGAAUUCCGCAGCCUUGACAACCAUGACCUCACCCUCGCUUUACAAUGGCAGCUCUGAUUUUGAUUCAUAUGAUGUUUCUCCCAACUUUGGCACUGCGGAAUUUGAUAACGGCCUUAGCGACCCCUGGGGCCCUCUGUCUCCCGCUGACGUGAGCAGCCAGGAGCAUGCUAAUGCCAGCGUCUCGCUUUCUCAGAAGCCUCUGGAAUCAGAACAUAUGCACCGAUCAUCCUAUUGCGGCAGUCGUAGCGGCAGCGGAAGAAAGAAAUCGUCCACCGGCUCGGAGCAGCCAAACACCCCCUUUGAACAGGCAAGAGCAACGUUAUGUCUCACUAUGAAAAUCCUAACUGAAUCUAGGAAACCAAGUAUCGCUCCCCUAUAUUCGAAGAGAUGGAAGGGAGCUACGCAGAUGAUGAAAACUAUAAGGCGACCAGUCUUUCAAACCCUCUCAGUAAUCCAGGGCCCUUUGUUUCCGCUGAUAAAGAGAUGAGAAACCGCAUAAAGCAAGGUCCACGGCAAAUAGCAGCGGAUGUGCCAGCGCCGCGGGCCCCAGCAACGAAUACGUUGGCGACUUGGUUACGAAGCCCAGUUUCUGGAGAUAGAACUUUGCUAUUUGAAAAAUUCAAGGAACCAGCAGUCGAUAUAGAUGAUUCAUUUUUUCUCCCUUGGACGGAAAAAUACAACCUAGAGCAAGAGCAGUCGAUGUUUGGUGGCCAUAGAGACAUGCUCAGAGAAGCCAUCGAGGAUGGACACUAUGAGAAUCUGCAAGAAGAUAUGUAUGAAAUCAUAGCAGGC